AUGAAAAAAAGCCCUGUUAUUUUACUUUCAGGUGGUGUUGAUCACAAAUACUCCGAUGGAAUGAUUGAUCUAGAUGUUAAUACCGUUGUUGUCGACACUGUCGGAAUGAUUCUCUUCGCCCUCUACCAUGGCAUUAUUAUUAUUGUUUUGGUCAACAUGCUAAUCGCCAUGAUGAGUCACUCAUUUGAAAGCAUUCAGGAAGAUUGUGACGUGGAAUGGAAGUUCGCUCGAACUAAACUUUGGCUCAACUAUAUAGACAAUGGUUCCACACUUCCGGCUCCACUGAACAUUGUCCCGACGGCAAAUACUCUGACUCGGGGGCUCAAAAAUCUCAAGCAAUUCUUCAGACAUGAAGCUGAUGUUGUAGCCGGUUAUGCAAGAAGCACACAUUUUAUCAAGACCAAGCGGGAGAAAGUCUGCAAAAACCGUGAUCUGGAUGUGCUUGAAACCUCCUACGCUGACAUUAUGCAACGACUAGUGAGGCGAUAUCUUUUCAAACGAGAGCGUGCCAAGGAUGCCGAAGGUUUGUUUGUAGUAGUUUAUAGAGUUCAAAUGUUCUCAUUCGCUUCAUUUUUUAUUUAG
Molecule: messenger RNA, 582 nt
Organism: Rodentolepis nana
Lineage: Eukaryota; Metazoa; Platyhelminthes; Cestoda; Cyclophyllidea; Hymenolepididae
Source: the annotation of a GenBank genome assembly